Messenger RNA from Yamadazyma jaroonii, 1515 nucleotides. The record is from the annotation of a GenBank genome assembly. Lineage: Eukaryota; Fungi; Ascomycota; Pichiomycetes; Serinales; Debaryomycetaceae.
AUGAACGACAUGCUGUGGUAUUCCAAUGAUGGGGUAUUGAAAUAUGAUAUAAAGAAACUUCGAAGUUUAGGAAAAUCUCCCCAAUAUUGUAAUAAUGUCAAGUAUAAAGAGUUUGAUAUCAUUGUGUCGAUAUUGUUAGGAGAUGACGAAUUGUCAAUGAGUCAAAAUGUUGAUAUCAUAGCUACCAUAUCCAAUAUAGUUUUACUUAAUAGAGACUUACACUUGAACCACUUUGUACCAGUAUAUUCCAAAAAGACAUUCAUAUAUUGUGAUCAAUUUAUGAAACAGAUAGAAUUAUCUUCACCCCAGAACUUUCAAAAUGCUGUUCCAAUAUUUAGAAUCUUGUUCUUGACUCUCUAUGGAGGUUUAGAUGAUAUAGAUAAUGAUAUAAUCGAAGAUGUCUUCAAUAUUUUACUCAAAGGAUUCAAAGAUUGCAUGGUUAUCAUCGAAGAAGAAAUCUCCAAUGAAUCUUAUCAAUUAGUAUUGAUUGAGAUUUUGAAGUGCUUAUAUACAUUGAAUCAGAAGUAUCAUCAUGGUGUAAGUCUUGUUCAAGAUGAAGAAUUCACUGAUUCGUGUUUGAAGAUUAUAAAUUUGAGUUUCAAGAAUCUGAAAGGUGGGAACUUCUCCUUAUUAAUGAAGAACUCCUUUGCUUUCUUAUUAGGAUUAUUCACUGAAAGGGAAGAAUGUAAUGCUAAGGAACUUUUCAAUGGAGAUAUGAGAAUUUAUAAAGAUUUCUUCCAUUCAGUGAAGGUUUUACUCAAUGAUAGUCUAGUUAGACUCAAUAAAUCCAUAACACCAUCAGAGAAGGAGGAUACUAAUACAUUGGUGAUUAAUUAUUUGGUUGUUCUCAUUCAUAUGUCGAAAUCACUUAUUAACGAUGUUGAAAGUGAGCCAAAAGAUCACACAUCUAAAGAUUCGACAGGCUCAACAUCUAUAGCUUCAGAGGAUUCCACAUCCACAGACCCUAACAAAAAACAUCUUCAAUUAUUACAAAACCUAUCACAAAUAGUCAUCCCCAAUAAAGAAUCUUCUGACAUUUAUAACGAAUUGAUGAAAAUUCUUGCAUCUUCAGCAUUUUCAGAUCUUACCGAAGGAUUCUCAUCCAUUCAACAAUCCUUCCAAGUUAAAGAAUUGAUCAUAAAUUUGAUUUACAAUUCCUGUUAUGGUGAACAGAAGAAAUUCCUCCAAUUAGUGGGAUUUUUAAACUCUGAGAGUUUCCUUACUAAGAAUGGAAUCAUCAUUGACAGUUCUGUUGAUUUGGAAAACUACCAACAACCAACAAGUAAAUACCUUGAUAUCAAGACUUACAAUGAGAUUAGAUCAUAUGUGUCAAUACCUUCCAAUAACACUACCCCUACCACAUCGAUUCAUGAUUUGACUGAUGAAGAGAAAGAAAGAGAAGCCGAAAAGCUAUUUAAUUUAUUUGAAAGAAUGGAAAAAUUGGGUACGUUUGAAAAUUUCGAAAACCCAGUUAAAAAAUGGCAAAGAGAAGGAAGGUUUGAAAAUCUCGAUUAA